Messenger RNA from Necator americanus (New World hookworm), 363 nucleotides. RefSeq lists its product as uncharacterized. The record is from RefSeq and is a predicted model, not a curated record. Bases 1 to 363 code for a protein of 120 amino acids. NCBI's taxonomy places the organism in Eukaryota, Metazoa, Nematoda, Chromadorea, Rhabditida, Ancylostomatidae. The transcript has a single exon.
AUGAAUGUACAUGUUUCGAGCUCUCUGGGCGGGCUUACAGCAGCUCUUAAGAACUCUAUCGAUUAUUUAUUAUUAUUAUUAUUAUUAUUAUUAUUAUUAUUAUUGUUAUUAUUAUUAUUAUUAUUAUUAUUAUUAUUAUUAUUAUUAUUAUUAUUAUUAUUAUUAUUAUUAUUAUUAUUAUUAUUAUUAUUAUUAUUAUUAUUAUUAUUAUUAUUAUUAUUAUUAUUAUUAUUAUUAUUAUUAUUAUUAUUAUUAUUAUUAUUAUUAUUAUUAUUAUUAUUAUUAUUAUUAUUAUUAUUAUUAUUAUUAUUAUUAUUAUUAUUAUUAUUAUUAUUAUUAUUAUUAUUAUUAUACAUUCAUUAA